AUGAAGAUGAUUUUAGGUAGUGAUAUUGAUUUCGCCACCCGCAAGAUCGCAGUCCGCCUGACUCAGACCAAGAUCAUUCAUCAGGAUGGCGAUAACUUCAAGACGAAAACCAACAGCACGUUCCGCAACUAUGACCUGGAUUUCACCGUUGGAGUGGAGUUUGACGAGCACACCAAGGGCCUGGACAACCGCACUGUGAAGUCGCUGAUCACCUGGGAAGGCAAUGUCCUCGUGUGCGUGCAGAAGGGGGAGAAGGAGAACCGUGGCUGGAGGCAGUGGGUCGAAGGGGACAAGCUGUACCUGGAUCUGACAUGCGGUGACCAGGUGUGCCAUCAAGUGUUCAAAAAGAAGUGAUGGCCACGAGGGGCCUGCUCCACACUCCCAGUGAAGGGUUCUUCACCGGCUUUGAGACGAAGCCGUGGGGACCCUCCCACUCCUGACAGAGCCUGUUAAGACAUCUGGAUGGGUUUUACACGGAACGAAUGUGUACCAGUGACAAACAUAUUCUCCCUUCGUUGAAACCUGGCAUUAAAUGAAAAAACAAAACUCA
Myotis davidii is the source of this 550-nucleotide messenger RNA. It is a transcript of the gene RBP2, whose product is annotated as retinol binding protein 2. Gene Ontology annotation, cellular component: cytosol; nucleus. The record is from RefSeq and is a predicted model, not a curated record. Gene Ontology annotation, molecular function: fatty acid binding. Lineage: Eukaryota; Metazoa; Chordata; Mammalia; Chiroptera; Vespertilionidae. The coding region runs from base 1 to 354 and encodes 117 amino acids. The transcript has 4 exons. Gene Ontology annotation, biological process: fatty acid transport.